Diutina rugosa is the source of this 1245-nucleotide messenger RNA. RefSeq names its product Mss51p (gene MSS51). Gene Ontology annotation, cellular component: extrinsic component of mitochondrial inner membrane. Gene Ontology annotation, biological process: mitochondrial respiratory chain complex IV assembly. NCBI's taxonomy places the organism in Eukaryota, Fungi, Ascomycota, Pichiomycetes, Serinales, Debaryomycetaceae. The record is from RefSeq and is a predicted model, not a curated record. The transcript has a single exon. The coding region runs from base 1 to 1245 and encodes 414 amino acids.
AUGGCGAUGCUUGCGAAGACCCAGCGGGUGCUGACGCGCCAGUUGUCGUUCCUCUGGCGGAUGCUCGCCCUCGAGCAGCCCCAGAGCCAGGAGAAGGAGCGUGUCCUCUACAAGUGGGACGAGCUGCCCUACGAGGACAUACGCACCCGGGCGGCGUAUAUACGCGCCAUGGCCAAAUGCCCCGUCACCAAAAAACCCGUCGAGUACGUGUGCCCAGUGCUGGGCAUCCCCACCCACCAUCUGGAGGAGGCGUGGUUGGCCGACACCGACUACCACGCCAACAAGACCUACGACAAGUUGAAGAAGGUCAACUUGUACGAGCACGACAUCCGCUCGGGGCGCAAGUUCGACGAGUUCCUCUUCCCGAAGGAGCAGCUGAAGGACAACACCACCAACUUGCUGAACUGGGACUCUUACUUUUACACGCGGGACUUCAUGCCGAUGAACACCGAGUACAACUUGGCCGCCGCCACCAAGGUGUUGACGUACCCGAUGACGAUCGCGGCGUUGUUGCACAAGUUCUCCCCCUACCACGGCGAGCCCAAGGGCCCGUUGACGGUGGAGGGGCUCAAGCUGUUGGCGGCGUUGCGCUACCUGUUGUACCCGCCCUACGUCAAGCAGACGGAGGCGGUGACGUUUAAAGAACGGCCCAUCCGUAUCUUUUUGUUGGGGGCGAAGAUGGAGCUGAUGUUACCCGGGUACGUGUGGAAGCAGAUGGGGUACCUUUUCCCCGAGGCGCGCUUCGAGAUCCACUUGGUGGGGCCCGAGGCCUACUUUGACCGCGAGCAGCGGACGUUUGGCAAGACCAACGUCGACCACGGGCGCGCCUUGGUCGACCGCUACGACGACCAGAUCACCCUCCACUACCACACCCACUACUUCCACGAGCUCUACGACAUGGGCGACCUCUUCCCCUUCGACCCCUACCUCGACGUCUUCUUCGCCUUCCACCCCGGGUUCCAGACCGCCGACCGCGUCCACUGGGACAAGUCGCUCCCCGGGUUGCUCGAGCUGAAGUGCGGCGUCUUCGUCACCGGCUACCACCUCGAGGACGCCCAGCGCGAGUUGGCGUGGUUGCAGGCGCACCCGUUGCACGACGAGAUGGACGUCCUCAUGCACCCGACCCAGAACUUAUUCGCCUGCACCAAGUUGGACUUGGUCGACACCAACCCCACUGAGACGUUCAACCUGAACGCGGUGAUGUUUGGCGUCCGGGGCAAGCGCUACCACGCCAUCAAGACGUGA